Molecule: messenger RNA, 1815 nt
Organism: Acanthochromis polyacanthus (spiny chromis)
Lineage: Eukaryota; Metazoa; Chordata; Actinopteri; Pomacentridae
Product: E3 ubiquitin/ISG15 ligase TRIM25-like
Exons: 2
Coding region: 1-1803 (600 amino acids)
Molecular function (GO): protein binding; zinc ion binding
Source: RefSeq, a predicted model, not a curated record
AUGAGUGAGGUGGGCUAUGAGCAGCUCCUCAGGUCGCCUCCUAUCUGGAGUAGAACUGUUACGGCUUCAUGCUGUUCAAUCUGUUUGGAUUUACUGAAGGAUCCGGUGACUAUUCCCUGUGAACACAGCUACUGUAUGAACUGUAUUAAAGACUGCUGGGAUGGAGAGGAUCAGAAGGAAACCUACAGCUGUCCUCAGUGCAGACAGACAUUUAGAUCGAGACCUGACCUGAAGAAAAGCACCAUUUUAGCAGAUUUAGUGGAGGAAAUGAAGAAGACCAGACUUGAAUCUGCUCCAGCUGAUCUCUGCUAUGCCGGACCUGGAGAUGUGUCCUGUGAUUUCUGCACUGGGAGGAAACUGAAAGCUGUCAAGUCCUGUCUGCAGUGUCUGGUCUCUUACUGUGACCAACACCUCCAGCCUCACUAUCAAUCUCCUGCAUUUAAGAAUCACAAGCUGGUGGACCCGUCCAAGAAGCUUCAGGAGAACAUCUGCUCUGCUCACAAUGAGGCGAUGAAGAUUUUCUGCCGCACUGAUCAGCAGUGUAUCUGUUAUCUGUGCUCCUUGGAUGAACAUAAAGGCCACGACAUAGUUUCAGCUGCAGCAGAACGGAACGACAAGCUACAAGUUGUUGGGCUGAAUCAAGAGAAGAUCCAGCAGAGAAUCCAGGACAGAGAGAAAGAUGUGAGGAUGCUUCAGCAGGAGGUGGAGGCCAUCAAUCAGUCUGCUGACAAAGCUGUAGCCAACAGUGAGGAGACCUUCAAAGAUCUCAUCCGUCUGAUUGAGAAAAGAAUCUGUGAUGUGAAGCAGCAGAUCAGAUCCAAGCAGACAGAUGAGGUGAGAAAAGUCAGAGAUCUUGAGGAGAAGUUGAAGCAGGAGCUUGUUGAGAUGAGAAGGAGAAGCUCUGAGCUGGAGCAGCUCUCACAAACAGAAGACCACAUCCGGUUUCUACACAAUUAUCCUCAAAUGUUAGACCUCAGUGAAUCCACAAACCCAGCCAACAUCAGCAGUGUUCACCGUCUGCAAUACUUUGAUGACGUUACAGUGGCUGUGUCAAAGACCAGAGAUAAACUACAGGAUAUUCUGAAAGAAGACUGGACCAAGACCUCACCAAGACCAGAGGAUGAUUCAGGAAUCAAGACCCUAUCACCCACAGAACCAAAGACCAGAGUAAAACUACAGGAUAUUCUGAAAGAAGACUGGACCAAGACCUUACCAAGGCCAGAGGAAGUUUCAGGAUUGAAGACCCUGUCACCAGCAGAACUAAAGACCAGAGCUGAGUUUCUCCAGUAUUCGCGUCACCUUACACUGGAUUCAAACACAGCACACCGACGGUUAUUAUUGUCUGAUGAGAACAGGAAAGCAACGGUAGACUGGAUUCUGAUUCUGCCAAUUGGUCAUCCACACAGUUUCAGGGACCAGCAGCAGGUCCUGAGCAGAGAGAGUCUGACUGGAUGUUGUUACUGGGAGGUUGAACAAGGAACAGCUAUUGCUUCAGUAGCAGUCUCAUAUAAGGAUAUCAGCAGAACAGGACCAGAAAGUGUAUUUGGGUACAACGACAGAUCUUGGGCUUUAAAAGAAUCUCACAUUUUCAUUCACAACAGCAUCAUCACUCCCAUCUCAGGUCCUCGGUCCUCCAGAAUUGGAGUCUAUCUGGAUCACAGUGCAGGUAUUCUGUCCUUCUACAGAGUCUCUGACACCAUGACUUUGAUCCACAGAGUCCAGACCACAUUCACUCAGCCUCUCUAUGCUGGACUUAGAGUUACUGGUGUUGAUUCCUUUGUUGAACUUUGUGAGCUCAAGUAGACAGAUGUUAAA